AUCUAAGACCUUGGGUCAAAUUAAGUCAAUAUCACUAAGCAUAGGAGUAAAAAAAACAGAAAAAACAAAUUUAUUUAUGGAAGUUAUUUUUCAUUUCUCAUUAUGGAGGCAGCCUAGGGUUUAAAAAAUUCCAUAAUUUAUUGUUGAUUCUCAAAUUACAAUGAAUUCAUCCGAGCAACUCAAUUCUGAAAUAAAACUUGCUGAAUCAAUAACUCAUCAAAUUAGCGACAUUUUUCGAGUUUUUCAACAAACUCAACUUCCUCAACAAUGGAGAAUUCUGCAGAAUUCCAUGAAGAAAAUCCAAUCUUCACUCCAAAUUCGUUUCAAAGAACUCGAAUUAAAAGAACAACACCUCAAUUGGAUUCAGAAAUCUUGCGAACAUCGUCAAAAGCUUCUCGAAUUGAGAGAAAAGCAGUUCAAAUCCACGGAAAAGUACGUCUGUGAUCGAUGUAAAACCCUAGGGUUGAAGGUGAGCGAAACUGGUAAUGUAGUAGUUAAAAUCGAAGCUUCAAAUGAAUUUAGAGAUGAUUACAGUAAACAAGAUGCUUGUAUUAAACUAUUUGUGACAAUGGAUGGAAAAACCCUACAAAUGUUCUUGAAUGACAGGGUUGAUGAUCAUGUUUUAAUGGGUGAAGAGGUUAAGAGUGCGAUUAAGUUAUCGAGUGAUCCUGCAAAACUGGUGUUAGAUGCCAUGGAAGGAUUUUUCCCGCCACAUUUGAUGAAGAGUAAAUUGGAGUAUGAAGGAAAUGUUGUUAGGAGCAGUUGUGUGCUUUUGCUGGAACAGUUGAUGGAACUGAAGCCGGAAAUCAAGAAGGCGGUUAGAGAGGAGGCGAGGGCAUUGGCGGGCGUGUGGAGUGUUAAAAUGAGAGUAGAAAGGCGUUACAUGGUUGUAUUGGGAUUCUUGCUUUUGGUGGUUGUGUAUAGCUUGUGGUCGGAUUUCGACAAGGAUGAACUCAGGAGUCUGUGUGAGAUUGUUGAGCAGCAUAAAGUGGUAGGUGAAGUACGCUCUAGACUCAGUUUUUUGCAAAAGUGCGAAGUGAGCAGCAUGGCACCACAAGUUCAGAAAAAAGAGCCCUAUACUCCACCAGUCAAGAAUGUAUUUGUUUCACCAUCCACGGAUUCUUCCAUUGAGCUUCGCACUUUAUGCAAGGAGAUGGAUGGAAAUGGUUUGAAGUCAUAUCUAAUCAAGCAUGUAAAGGAUCUGAAGUUAUUUGAAGAAAAGGUUUUGGAUUGUCUUCUAUAUGCUUCAGAUCCAGCUAAGCUUGUUUUUAAUGUAGUGCAAGAAUUUUAUUUGGAAUUAGAUGAUAUUCAGGGUGAAACCAACAUCUCAUGUUGCAAAUUUUUACUAGAUCAUCUGAUGAAACUCUCACCACAAAUUAAUUGUCUGCUUAAAGAAGAAGCUCUGAACUUUGCAGCUCGUUGGAAGGCUAGAUUAGCAAUGGAGAGUACCAAGCCUUUCCUUGUUUUUGGCUUUUUGAAGUUCAUAGCUGCCUACAAGUUAUCAAGCUCCUUUCAAGCAGACGAAAUUCUUUCACUCUUCACAAUAUUGUAUGAUAGGGAUGAUAUCUUUGAAUCUCAACAAAAUCGUAGCUUAUGUCGUGCUCUGGGUUUGGAAGCAAAGAUUCCAGAUCUUAUUCGGUCUCUUAUCAAGGAGAAUAAGCGGCUUGAGGCUGUUCGUUGUAUAUGUGCAUUUAAUCUGGCUGAUAAGUUUCCACCAGCACCUUUACUGAAAGCAUACUUGGAGUAUACCAAGACAACUGCGUUGAAGACAUGCGAAAACUUCAACUGUCCGAUUAAGUCGCAGAACAAGUGUGCAAAUAGACAAAUACAUGCUUUACAAAGCGUAAUCAGAUGCAUUCUUGAUUUUAAAUUAGAUUAUGAAUACUCACCUAUUGAACUUCAGCAACAGAUUCGGCAGCUAGAACAAGAAAAGGAAGCAAGAAACUCCUCAAAGCCCAAAAAAGAGAAGGGAAAGAAGAAAAAGUUUGCUCCUACAACUCCUGGCUGUCAGUCAGAUCCCAUAGGCAUGAGGAAACGGGCAUUUUACGCCACAACUAACAAAACUCAGUUGCUACAAGGAUACAGUCAAGAAAAGCGUCCUCAUACAGACACUGCUCAAAAUGCUGUUUUCCCUAAUGUUUCCGUUGCUAUAGACUCCAACAUAAACUCCUUGGAUCCACCUUCCCCAGAUUUUCCACCAUAUGGUUUCGAUGACACCAGCUAUAGGCUGGCUCAUAACUUAUCCUCUGAUCAGUUUGGAGCUUUUAGAAUGCCUUUCAGCAGUAUUAGCCCUGCUGUAAAUCCUACAAGCUUACACACUAAUUUCCUUAGCAGUUUCCCUCAUACGCCACGUUUCAGUACGCCGUCUUCUGCUGGGUACAGUUCAAAGUAUAACCAACCUCCAUAAAAUUAUCACCUCAAUCUGUUUAUUUUAGGAGAAGUAGCUGAAUAUAUUGUCUUGUCAGAGUAGUUUGAUAGUUUUUGCAUAAGCCCUUCUUUUGGAAUUUUUUCCUUGGAUAAUGCAAAAUUGGGUUUUA
Beta vulgaris subsp. vulgaris (sugar beet) is the source of this 2537-nucleotide messenger RNA. Its product is annotated as FRIGIDA-like protein 5. NCBI's taxonomy places the organism in Eukaryota, Viridiplantae, Streptophyta, Magnoliopsida, Caryophyllales, Amaranthaceae. The transcript is spliced from 3 exons. Bases 161 to 2407 code for a protein of 748 amino acids. The record is from RefSeq and is a predicted model, not a curated record.